Molecule: messenger RNA, 1606 nt
Organism: Elgaria multicarinata webbii
Lineage: Eukaryota; Metazoa; Chordata; Lepidosauria; Squamata; Anguidae
Gene: RPRD1A
Product: regulation of nuclear pre-mRNA domain containing 1A
Exons: 7
Coding region: 112-1062 (316 amino acids)
Biological process (GO): mRNA 3'-end processing
Molecular function (GO): RNA polymerase II C-terminal domain binding
Source: RefSeq, a predicted model, not a curated record
CGCCACGGCCGCCGCCAUUUUGUCUGGUGUGCGUUUGCGCGGGCGGCCUGCUGCUGGCUCAGCGAGGUGGAGAAGAAGAAGAAGCCGGCCGUGGGGGGAACGAGGAACGCCAUGUCGGCUUUCUCCGAGUCGGCGCUGGAGCGGAAGCUGUCGGAGCUGAGCAAUUCUCAGCAGAGCGUCCAGACGCUGAGCCUGUGGCUCAUCCACCACCGAAAGCACUCGCCGCUCAUCGUCACCGUCUGGGAGCGCGAACUGCGCAAAGCAAAACCAAAUAGGAAGCUGACAUUUUUGUAUCUGGCCAAUGAUGUUAUUCAAAACAGCAAAAGAAAAGGACCAGAAUUUACAAAAGACUUUGCACCUGUCAUAGUAGAAGCAUUUAAGCAUGUUUCCAGUGAAACUGAUGAGAGUUGUAAGAAGCACCUUGGCCGAGUGCUCUCUAUUUGGGAAGAAAGGUCUGUUUACGAAAACGAUGUAUUGGAACAGCUUAGGCAGGCUUUAUAUGGUGAGAAAAACCCAAGAAAACGCACAUACGAGCAGAUUAAGGUUGAAGAUAACUGUUCAACACAAAGUUCUCCAUGUGAUCCUCCACAGACUGUGGAUCUCAUUAGAGCAUUACAGGAAUUAGAAAAUGCUGCCUCCGGGGAUGCAGCGGUUCAUCAGAGGAUAGCUUCAUUACCUAUAGAAGUCCAAGAUGUAUCCUUGCUUGACAGAAUAACAGAUAAAGACUCAGGCGAGCAGCUUUCCAAGAUGGUAGAUGAUGCAUGUAUGUUGCUGGCGGAUUACAAUGGCAGGUUGGCAGCUGAAAUAGAUGACAGAAAACAGCUAACUCGAAUGUUAUCAGACUUCCUGCGAUGCCAAAAAGAAGUCCUCACAGAGAAAGAGCAGACAUUGGAAGUGCGUGACUUUGUCAUGGAAUACAAGCGCAAAUUGACCAGAGUCUCGCAGGUACGGAAAGAACUCAAGUCACGCAUCCAGAGCCUCCCUGACCUGUCAAGACUCCCCAAUGUCACAGGAAGUCAGGUGCAUCUUCCAUUUGCAGGGGAUGUUUAUAGUGACAAUUGACAUUCAGAUGUUCCACUGGAAUGAAGAAUUGGUCGGGUUGAUUGAUAUUAUUUUUGUAUAUUUGUUGAGAGUAGCACUGAAGCGUUCUAAUUUAUAUGAAAUGUUAAAUGUUGCUUUGUUUACUAUUUUACUGACAAGUGAAGCAGGUACUAUGAAAGAGGCAGCAUCUGUGUAUUAUGUUAAAGAAAGUGAUAACUGCAAUUAACUUUUGUACUCAAUUUGAUUAGAUCCCACCCCCAGUAGAAAAUUGUUUCUAUUUUUUGUUUUGUUUUUCUUAUAUGCUCUUUAUUGGCUAUAGUUUUAUUAAUUUAAACUAAUCAUACAUGAAUCUGCACUUAAGUAGCAGAAAUUGAUAUUUUGAUUACAAAAGAUGACUUGUACAACUUGUUUGAAACUUGACAGUAAUCGUUUACCACCUCCAAAAAUAAAUAUAUUUGUCAGUUAUUAUGUCAUUUAAAAACUUUGAAUACGUCAUAUUAAAAACAGAUGUUGAAUGACCAAAAAUGACUAAGUAAAUUAAAAUACUGAUUAUUUAACAUUUUAA